CAGAACCAAAUCCAAAUUUUUCAAAUGGCUUCAGCCUUCAUAAACCGAUAGGUCACGUGACGGGCGUGCGCUAGUCCUGUAUGAAUAGAAGUGUAACCGACUGAAACAAAUGGGAGGAGAGAUGAUGAAGAAAGGUGUGAGCAGGGAGAGGGAGGAAGCUAUGGAGAAGAUGACGGAGAGGCUAUCGUGUAAAGACAACCUUUAUUUUCCAAGAGCAUUGGAAGCCACAGCCACGACUCCUCCACAACGGAAAUCCAUCCUCCUCGACCUCCUCUCUCGCGACCCCGCCGUCUUCUUAGAGAGAUAUGGAUCGCAAUUGACCUCUGAUGAGCUCAGGGAGUUCGAUUCUUUGAAAGAUGACUAUGAGGUCUGUUGGCACUUGAAGCACAUCCGGAGUGUAAUGAGUCCAACUUCAGAGGAGUUAAAAUCAAGGUCAGUGUCUGUGAAGAACCGAAGACGGGCAUAUCUAAAUAAGUUGAUUUAUGAUGGGCAGUACUUUUCGGAGGAUGCUAUGAGGGAGAGAGAACCAUAUUUGCAUCACGAGUAUGUGGGGAGGUUUCAGGAUCCUAGUGGGAGAAGUAUGGCAAGGCCGGGGGAGCGAUGGUCAGAAACAUUGCUCAGGCGGUCAGAGGAAGCGAUGUUGGUUGCAAAAAUCAGAGGGGAGCAGCAGAGGUUGGGCGUUGCUGAGAGGGACUGGGUUGGUAAUGAGAGGUCCCAGCAAGACGAAGAAGAAGAGGAGGAGGAGGAAGAGGAAGAGGAAGAGGAAGAGGAGGAGGAAGAAGAAGAAGAGGAAGAAAAAGAAGACGAAAAGCAGGCUGGAAAGGCUAGUAGGGUUUCAGAUUCGUCCAGGGUGGUCAUGGAUCAUGAUGGCCUAGUCAAUGGCAGCCAAUCCUCCGAUAUGGAGUCUAACCAAAAAGCAACUCUAUCUGCAGUGGAAAUGCAAGAUCAGAUGGACCAAUUCACCCACAUUAUGCAUCAGAAAUUUCUGUCAGGUGAAGAUCGUGAUUAUCUAGACUACUCAAAAAUAGAUGAUGAUGAAACUUUGGAUGAUCACUGGCUAAGAGAGGCGAACUAUGAUGCUGAGGAUAAGUACUUUGCUGAAGAUGAAUGAAGAAUAAUGGUAGCUUCAAUUAACCAGUCCUUACAUGCUCCUUUUUCUCAAAGGGUGAGUUAUACUCUUCUGUAAUUAUCAAAUCCAAAGUUCAUUUGUUGCUCAUGUACUUAUGUGACCAGCACUUUCUCAAAGAUGCCUGCUAUUCUCCAAUUGGAGAUUCUGAUUCUGCA
Vitis riparia (riverbank grape) is the source of this 1284-nucleotide messenger RNA. RefSeq names its product coiled-coil domain-containing protein 97. The record is from RefSeq and is a predicted model, not a curated record. The transcript is spliced from 3 exons. NCBI's taxonomy places the organism in Eukaryota, Viridiplantae, Streptophyta, Magnoliopsida, Vitales, Vitaceae. The coding region runs from base 110 to 1111 and encodes 333 amino acids.